AUGAAAGUUUCAAAGCAGGAUUAUGUCUCCUCUGUUUGGAGAGACGGGAUUUUCGACGACAGGGUGGUCUUCUGCACCGGUGGUGCAGGCACAAUCGGGUCUGCUCAAGUUCGUGCUCUUGUUCAUUUAGGCGCCAAUGCCUGCAUUGUUGGGAGAAAUGUCGAAAAGACCCAGCAGAUGGCAGUCGAGAUAGAAACGGCCCGUCCUGGGUCUAAGGUCCUCGGAAUCGGCGGCGUGGAUGUCAGAAACUUGCAAAGCCUUGAGAAAGCCGUUGAACGUUGUGUAGGCGAGCUAGGCGGGAUUGACUACGUGAUUGCUGGUGCCGCGGGGAACUUCCUGGCUCCCAUCAGUGGCCUCUCCUCAAAUGCUUUCCAGACAGUCGUAAACAUCGAUCUUAUGGGCUCAUUCAACACUUUCAAGGCUACGGCUGAACAUCUAGUUAAAUCAGCGUCUAAGAACCCAAAUCCGUCCUCCACCACUGGCGGAAGGAUUGUCUUCAUGUCCACAACUUUUCACUACGCCGGGAUGCCGUUUCAAGCACACGUUUCCUCCGCAAAAGCUGGAGUAGACGCACUCUCAGCAUCCAUUGCCUUAGAAUACGGCCCUCGAGGUAUCAACUCUAACGUGAUCAGUCCUGGGGGUAUCGGCAAUACUGAAGGACUAGAGCGUCUGUCAAGCAAGGCGACGCGUGAUACGGGUGAAGCGGGCGGUGGAGUCCCGCUUGGCAGGUAUGGGCUCGUGCGAGAGAUCUCAGAUGCAACAGUCUAUCUAUUUUCAGAAACAGGAAAUUAUGUUAAUGGGCAUGUUCUCGUCGUAGAUGGAGGAGCUUGGCGAAUGCCGGAGCUCGUGGGCAGCAGUGGAGGGAUGAAAUACCCGGACAUUGUGCUCCGCGACUUCAACCUGGCUUCAGAUAUCAAGACAGGCCGAGAUACACAUAAGCCAAAGAUAUGA
This is a messenger RNA of Clonostachys solani, 951 nucleotides long. NCBI's taxonomy places the organism in Eukaryota, Fungi, Ascomycota, Sordariomycetes, Hypocreales, Bionectriaceae. The record is from the annotation of a GenBank genome assembly.